CAGUUCUCUCUCACCACUCCAAGUGCACGGGUGAAGGGCCCGCGUCGUCUGUGUGCCGUGUGUUUGAGUUCGAUUUUUUUGCCGGCAUUUAGAUCGGAUAAAGCACCGAGAAAAACAAAGCGCAAUUUUCAAUCACCGCAAGAUCUGGUGACACCAAGUGAUAAAAUAUUUUGUUUGCGAAAAGCAAGAAGUGGUUUUAAUCAAAAGUAAAUUCGAUUUGCUAGUUGCAGAGACAAGUGAUCAGUGCCGGUGGUCAGUGAACCAGACCCCGAUACAUCGAAAAGAAAGGAUACAACCGAUCCUUAGUGCCGCGGUUAACAAAAACAAACCACCAUCUUUUGCAGCAUCUCGCGUCCAAGCAAGUCUACACAACACAAUCGUUUUGGUGGGUCGUAAAACGGUGACGAGCGCAAAGGGCACAGGGCACAGAGCAGUCAGUGAACGUGAAAACAAGGAAAGGAAAAGAAAAGGAAAAAAGGAAUACACACAAACGACCAGUGAAGCGGUAAGAAAUAUAUCGUAAAACGAUAGUGUAAAACGGAGGAAAGAGAAAAAAGCCUGUCAAGACGCACCAGGAAACACAAAACGAUCGAAAAACUCGUUUUUCAUUGCGAGCCAGCGCGCGCGUGUGUGUGUAAGUUGCGGUAUGAAAGAGUGUACUAGUGUGCGUGCGCGUUGUGUUUGAUUUAGGCCUCACGCUUGUAACGAUCGCCGUUGGUGGGAAGGAGACCGAGCGCGAGCACAAAACACGUGUGCCAGAGUGAGAAGGAGCAAAAGAGUGAGCGAGCAAACGGUGCGGUGAGCGCGUUCUGAUCGAAGCAGGGCUUGCAGCAAUCCAGCCGCGAUCGAUCAAGAUUAUCCUUAAUUUCUUUCUCGUUCUUUUUGUUGGCGAUCAAUGAAACCCGUCCCCGUGUUGGUGUGUGCAGAAUUGAUGAAACAAGCAACAUAUCACAGGCAAGCAAUAAAGUAAAUUAAAAAAAGAAACACCAAAAACCAAACACGAGCGACAAAAAAAGUGCCUUUUAUGAGAAAUUGUGCCCGCGUUAAGUAAAGUGCAACGUGACGAUAAAUUGUUCUCUUGUGCAACCCAAACUGCACGUACCCGUGUGUUUGUGCCCGGGGUGUAUCUGUGCCGUGGAUGUGUUUUAUGUUGAAUUACAACAACAAAAGUGAUACUGAAAAGUGCAAACAACACACAAAGCGAGAUGAAAUUUGAUUCGUUCGUUUAACAAAAAGAAAAGAAACGAGUAAGGAGUGCUAUUUGUCUCCUGGGUGCAGGGCAGUUUGGUCUCGUUUCGAUGUCGAAAUCUGUCGCCCUUUAUUUUAUUAUUUGCUGAGGUAGAGGAAAAAACAGCGACAGCAAAACAAUAUAGCAACAACUGCCCCCUAACUUGUGCGGCAAACAAGAAGCGCGUGAUCGCGUUUUUGUCGAUCGAGGAAAAAGAAAAGCGAAACCGAGAUACAUUGAAGGUGCAAUUAUAUAGGCUCACGCCAGCUCACCCAAAGCGUGCACCAGGGAAAACUGCCCAACUAAAAGCGAACAAAAGAAUCGCGCGAGACCGAUCGGCCGAUGCAGUGGACCGUUGCCCAGUCAUAACAGAACACACCGGCAGAGUGAGUUGAGUGUGUGCCGCCAGCGAGCGCGACUUGGAAGCAAAACAAUUGUGAGAGAAUACGGCAGCAGAGGAGUGAUCACCAGGGGCCAGAAUGGAAGCGAACAGGCGGUAACAUUUGCUCUUGCUGAAUGUUAGACCUAAUGAUCGCUGUGGCUCACAGACAGGCUCGCUCUAUAGUAUGCUGACAAUUUGUUGUUCCGUUUAGAUACCCUGUUUGCGUGUGUGUGUGAAUGUUUGAGAGUUCAACGUAUAGAAAUGAGUGUAGCUUUGUGCCACUAACCGCAAACCGAUCACUUCCAUCACACGAUCUCUCAGGCAAGUGUAGAGCGAAUUAGCCAAUUCCAUUGUAGUACCUGUGCCCCGUCUAAACGAAACGUGUGCCCCGAGAAGCGGCACAAGUGCCCGAAGAUGUUGGACACGAUAAGCAGGAGACGGAAGGACGACGAACAACCACACACAACGAACGGUGGUGGUAGGAGGCUGCCGCUACGCAGUACCCACCGGACGAUGCACCUGACGGAAGGCGUUCUAGCGGCAGCAGCACUGUUCAUCAUCAGUCAGUGCGUCGUACGCGUUGACAGUUGGGUGCCAGAUGUCCAGAGCAAGAUACGCAUCCCAUACGAUGCUACCGUGCCGUCCUUUUUCGGCAACAGUACCGAUUACUUCAAGCUGCUGGAUGCGAACGAGCAGUACAUACUGAUCGGCGCCCGGAAUGCGGUGUACAACAUCUCGAUCGAUCGGCUGGUGGAGCUGCCGGGCCAGCGGAUCAGCUGGCCAUCGUCCGACGCCCACCGGGAGCUGUGCACGCUGAAGGGCAAGCACGAGCAGGACUGCCAGAACUACAUCCGCGUGUUUGCGCGCAUCAAUGCGAACCGCAUCAUGGUGUGCGGCACGAACUCGUUCAAACCCCUGUGUCGCUACUACAACGUCCUGCCGGGCAAUGGGUCGCUGGUGUACGAUAACAACGAGCUAGAAGCGCAGGGCCGCUGCCCGUACAAUCCGCAGCAUAACAGCACGUACGUGUACACCGAUGGGCAGCUGUACUCGGCCACGGUGGCGGACUUUUCCGGCGCGGAUGCGCUGAUCUACCGGGAGCCGCAGCGGACGGAGCAGUUUGACAGCAAGCAGCUCAACCAGCCCGCGUUUGUCAGCGCGAUCGAGUACAACGGGUACGUGAUGUUUUUCUACCGCGAGGUCGCGAUGGAGUACAUGAACUGCGGCAAGGCCAUCUACUCCCGGGUGAGCCGGGUGUGCAAGAACGAUAAGGGUGGACCGUACCCGUUCCAGGACAAGUGGACCUCGUUCCUGAAGGCACGGCUAAACUGUUCCAUUCCCGGCGAAUAUCCGUUCUACUUCGAUGAGCUACAGGCGACCACGAACGCGAUCAGCGGCACGUACGGCGGUGUGCGGAACAAGAUCAUCUACGGCAUUAUGACGACGCCGGAAAACGCUAUCGGCGGAUCGGCCGUGUGUGCCUUCUCGGUGGAGGACAUCAUGGAAGCGUUCGAGGGACCGUUCAAGGCGCAGCGCGACAUCCACUCGAACUGGCUGCAGGUGCCGCCGAGCGCGGUGCCCGAACCGCGCCCGGGCAAGUGUGUGGACGAUAGCCGUACGCUCCCGAAGGCGCUGGUCAACUUCGUCAAGACGAACAACCUGAUGGACAGCUCGGUACCGUCGGUACACUCGCGGCCCGUCUUUACGCGCGUCAGCCUGUACUAUCGCCUGUCGGCGAUUGCGGUCGAUCCGCAGGUGAAGGCACUGGACGGCCAGCGGUACGAUGUGAUCUUUGUCGGCACGAACGACGGCAAGGUGAUCAAGUUCGUGAACAUCCUGUCGGCGAACACGUCGGACGAUGUGCGCACGGUGGUGAUCAGCGAGACGCAAGCGUUCCCGCCCGGCACGAAGAUCAACGAGAUGACGAUUUCGAAGAAGAACGCGGCCCUGAUCGUGAUCAGCAGCGGGAAGAUCAUUUCACUGCCGCUGCACACCUGCAACGAGCACAGCUUCAAGACGUGCCGCAAGUGUUUGGAUCUGCAGGAUCCGUACUGUGCGUGGGACGACCUGAAUCGGGACUGCAAACCGAUCGACGAGGUGCAUGCGUCCGGGGCGCCGAUCGAUCAGUUCUACCAGCGGUUGGAUGGGGAGCGCAUCGGGGAGAUUUGCAGGAAGUACGACCAUCAGGAGCCGACGGUACACACGUACGAGGAUAACGAUGUGUACACGCGGGUGGAUGGGUCCGGGGCGGUGGAAAAGCCGGACAAAUCGUUCGACCAGCGCAAUGUGCUGAUCGUGCACGCGAACCAUGGUACGGUGUCGUCGGUGGGGCCGGAAGAUAUCGACAACGAGAUAUCGAUGUCGUCGGUGGAAGGUGACGAGCAAACGAACCGGAUCAUCAAUACGCUGCAGUACCAGCCGAAGCCGGAUACAUUCGUGAAGCAAAAUGUGCUAUCGGCAACACCGAACCUGAUAUCGCUACUGUUAGGUUUCAUCGUGACCGUGAUGGUGAGCGUUGGAGUGGGCUGUCUCUUCAUGCGCCAUCUAAUGCUGAAGAAAGGGCAGGGAGGAUGCGAGCACCGCAAUCAGCUGCACUGGCAAAGCGGCAAAAGCCUCUCGAUGCUGUCCCAGACGCGCACGAGCGGCAAAGACGUGAACCUGCUAAUGAACACGACCAACCAGUACCACACGCAGCAGCAAGCGAUCGUGCAGCAGCUGCAGCAGCACCAUCAGAACAACUGCAAGGAUAAUAUCGACUUUGACUACAAGGACCGCAGCGUGGAGUGCAAAAACUCGACGGAAAAUCUCGAGAAGGACAUCAGCAAAGGGAUGGGCACGCUGCAGAAGGUGAAAAAGACGUACAUAUGAUUUACUGCUGUGCUACUAAACAACCAAACACCGUCUUACACCCGUCCGGAUGGCGUUGUUGGUGGCGGCGGUGGGUGACCCAUUUUUUUAUUAGAAGACCCCAUUUCCUUCUUACAUACGCUCUGGCGAUGGGCGACGGUGUGUCUGACUCUUCUGCUCACAACCCUCCAUCUUUUCCAUAUCUCGAGGAAGGUAUUCUUUCUCCCUCCCACCCAUGCACUACGAAGAGGGGGUAAAGACACACAAAACCUCGAGCGACGCUUCUUUUCUACUUCUUUUGGUGGUUGGUAUAUUAAGCUCUGUGUAUUGUAUGUGGGGAUCAUUUUAACCCAGCGCUCUCUCGGAGAAGAUCCGCCACGGAAAAGGAUAAGAGUAAAGACGAAUCCAUUCUAAGUACACCAUUGAAAAUCGAAGCACAAUCGAGGCUCUGAGCCAAAUUUGUUAGGGGAAAAAGCAUUUCAGACAUAAAAGCAAAAACCCUCCAGGUCUCCAAGACAUCCAGACACAGAUGCCGGUCAGGUUCUCAGUAAAGGUUCCGGUUCGACUUCAUCCCGGUUGUUUGCGAUUUUGUUAUGGUGAACGGAAUGGAAUGUUUAAGGUAACUACUCUCUCGCUCUUUGAAAUGGCUAUUUAGCACUACAACUUCUUAACGAUCUCCUAAUACGCAUGCAUGUACUGUGGUUAAACCCUUCUAAUACGCUCUUACAGCUCUUAAAGAGUGCUAAGUGCUAAUAUCAAUCGAAAUACACACUCUGGCUAACAGGCGCUUUCUAUUGUAAACUGACAAAACGCGGCAAAUGCGUGAAGAAGUAAGAAACUUCCGUCCCUAUAAUUGGCCCCUCAUCUUCUGUCUGCUAACCAAAAAUGUGCUUCUCAUUCUCCGUGGGCAAUUUCUUUUAUUAAUUUAUUACUUCUAUCUAAAGCUUCUUUCUGUCGAGCACAAACACGUCUUAAUCCUCUUGCUUGGAAGUGAUCAUUUGUGUCUGUGAUUAACGUUUGUUUCAAUGUUCCUUUCUGAAUACUAUUAACAACAAGUGCCUUGUCUUUUCGCUGGCAUGCUACUAAUGUCAAACCGAGAGAAACGAACCUUCGAACCUAAACGAACGAACGUACUAUUUUUUUUUCUCCAUUCCGUUCCCAUAACUACAGACUCGCCACUUGAAGACGUUUAAACCGUAAAACAAGGGAAACGAGCCCCAAGUGUCCAUUUGGAUGCACUCCAAUAGCGUUCGGGGAAGCAUCCGAGAGAGUGUGUGUUUGUGUGUGUGUAACCUGCAUGCAAAAAAAAACGAAAUAUGCCAACCAUAACUGAAAUCGAAGUGAAGCAGCUCGUGAGAAGUCAGCUUUUUUCUUCUAUAUUGUAAAUGUGUGCCCUCCCCCCACCAGAAGACGGUAGUCAGCCCAGUUUUGAUCGAGGAAAGUGACAGGAGAGUGAGACUGUGUGCCUAGCACGAAAACUCCCAUUGCAAAGUCCUUUAUUUGGUGCGUUGAUGAGAUGAAACGCACCUCCCCCCCCCCCCCCUUUGCACAGAAAGUGCCUCCAGCGCCGGUUGUUGUGGGUUGGCAGGGCACGGAACGGGAGCCAGCUGAACGAACACCCCCGCCUUCCCAGCGUCUAGCGUCUACGUUCUGCAACUGCGAAUUCGUUCUUGCGAAAACUUAUGCGUUCCAAUCAAAAAGCGAGCCGAGCUCGUGUCGUUUAGGAGAUAAGAAGGUAAACAAAAAAUUGUAAAAAACAUACAGUAUCCCCACGAAUGGAUACGAACGGGACGGGCAGGGUGGUCCAGCAUCCCCUCGGGCCUGUCCCCCCCAUUUAUCACAUGCGAGAGUUGAGCUGCCAGGAGGAAGAGAGGCAGUAUGGUGACGAUAUUUGAACAAUUCUUUUCAUUACAUUAAUGACCAUUAAUUUCGAGUAAGCUUAGGUCAGAUAGAGAUUAAAGCAAAGGAUUCCCUGUACAGAGUAAAGGAAAAGAAAGGCAAAAAAAGCCCGCGAUAAUAGGACCCAACAGUAGCGCAGCGUACGAGCAAUACAGAUCGCGCUGCAAUGUUAGUGAAUGUUUUUUAAAACUUCUUUAUACAAUAUCGAUGAUAAUGGAUAAUGUUAUUUUACAAUGAAGCUCUCCCACGUCUAUAGGUUAAUAACGAUAUCAUUAUGUCGAUCGUAAAUAAUUCAGCUGUACAAACGAAACAAAACAAAAACCGAAACCGAUUACAAAUAGCUAUGAAGCAGAGGAUGUCCGUAUUUCCAAACUCCAAGGGGAGCAAUGUUCGGCGCUAACGUUGAUACGUUUUAUUUAAUUAUUUUGCUCAAGAAUCUCUGUCAAGAAACAGUACUGAAUGUACUGUUGGUGCAAGCAAAUGCUGACAAAAAAAAAUACUCCUUCGACUGUUACACGUGUUUAGCCGUUUCGUUUCGGAUACGUUCGGUACGUUUGUGUUUGUUUGUUUAUUGUUUUUUUUUAUGUCGUAUUAGCCCACCUUAUGUUUUGUUUUAUUUUAUACUUUGAAACAACAAACGACCGAAGAAACAAACGAGCAAGCAACGCAGUGGCUUUAAGUUUUAAGCGUGAGAUGAAUUAAUGUAUGCCACGUUGAUUGCAAACCCCAACAAAUAGGCAGCAAACACGUGAUGCAUCACUCGAAUGCUUGCAAUAAUAGUGGAACAAAAACAUAGAUACGUCAUUUAUACAGUAACGGAAACAUUAUAAUAGGAAUAGGCAUUUGCGCGCUAGCCGAUGAAGGAUGUAGUGAUAAAAAAAGGCAAUGGAAAACGGCGAUAAGGCUAAGGAUAAUGGAGAAGGAUGGCGAAACAGGCGAAACAAUGUGAUAAAAAUGAGUAUUUUAAUUAUUUUUUUUCGAGCCUCAACGUCUUCUCCAACACGAUUGUAAACGAUUAUGUGUGUGUGUGUGCGCGAAAAUUGUAUGGAUGUGUUUUAGUGUAGUAAGUGUGUGUGUGUAUGUGUACGUGAGCGUAAUAAUUGUUACAACUUGCAGUAGCUAGUAGGGACGACGUAACGCUGAUUUUUAAUAGUGAAAGAGCUGCCGCCUCAUGUCAUUAGUAAAAGAGCUUAUGCAGAAAUGUGCCCAACCCUCCCCAGCACAGUUCUGAGUUUAACUAUUUAAAUAAGCAAAACAACAAAAACAAAAAAAUGCCUUCAACAGACUAUCCGGAGAAGCACACUCCACGAGCACGAGGACAGAACGACGGCAAAAACGCUUGCUCCUGGACAGUGUUUUUGCGAUUCCAAUUAGUGCCUGGUGGUAUAAGCUGCAAGCAAAACAAAGGAUACCAACAAGCAGCAAUUAAUAGCAAACAAAUGAGUCUUUUGGAGGGGCUACCGGCUAAUUAGCGAUAAGGUGAAAAGUGCAACUAGCGAUAGUAAUAACUAGCAAUAGAGACAGAUAAGGAAUUCGUAACAGACUCUCAACAAUCAGUGAAAAGUCCAUCGAUAGCGUUUGAAAGCGAUAUACAUGAUGCAUACAUAGUAAUGGUAAACAGCCCGUGUCUUACUGUAAAUAUACUUGGACGAUCGAAAUAAAAAGUGAAUAAAUUGUGA
Anopheles coluzzii is the source of this 8035-nucleotide messenger RNA. Its product is annotated as semaphorin-1A. Lineage: Eukaryota; Metazoa; Arthropoda; Insecta; Diptera; Culicidae. The record is from RefSeq and is a predicted model, not a curated record. Gene Ontology annotation, molecular function: semaphorin receptor binding; chemorepellent activity. Gene Ontology annotation, biological process: neural crest cell migration; semaphorin-plexin signaling pathway; positive regulation of cell migration. The transcript is spliced from 7 exons. Bases 2025 to 4478 code for a protein of 817 amino acids.